Molecule: messenger RNA, 909 nt
Organism: Necator americanus (New World hookworm)
Lineage: Eukaryota; Metazoa; Nematoda; Chromadorea; Rhabditida; Ancylostomatidae
Exons: 6
Coding region: 1-909 (302 amino acids)
Source: RefSeq, a predicted model, not a curated record
AUGAGGACUCUUAAGCUUCAGCUCGACUACGUUCUGGCGAGGAACAUUCCUCAGUCAGAUAUCCGAAAUUCUGGAGCUGUUUGGGACGUCGCGUUCGACUCUGAACACCGUCCAGUUCUUUUCAGCUUCAAGACACGGUAUUGGAGCACAUUAUCCUGGACCGAAUCACUAAACAUCGCGAAGAAACAACGCGCGACGACCAAGCUGGCUUUCGUCCUGGCUCUACGACCAGGUGUUCGUCGUCAGGAGAGUGAUCGAAAUCUGGCAGUGGAAAGCAGUACGAAACUUCAACAUGUUGUCAGCCUUGUAUCGAAGCUAGCUGCACUCUAUGGACUACGUCUACGCCCUGAUAAAUGCGAGCAGAUGUGGAUCUCUUCGAGACCUCGAACGGGAAUCAGGGUCGACGGACAACCGAUAGAACUCGUCGAUGAAUACCGUUACCUGGGCCGUUUCACUUCUGCACUUAACUCCAUAACGAAAUGCCUGUGGUCGACCCCCAUCACCAACGAAGUCAAGCUGCGAGUCUACCUAUCCGCAAUUCGCCCGAUCAUGAUGUACGGAUCGGAGACUUGGGCGGCACCAUCUACGGUGAUGGAUAGGCUUGAUUGCGCGGAACGAAAGCUGCUUAGAUGGCUACUUGGCUACUUUUGCCGUAAGGAGACCGGCAGAUUCUUUAACGAGUUCUGCGGAGUUUGCUCGAGCUGGAACAAGCCACCUGGCCGAAAACUGACGAAAACGAACUGGAAGUUCUGGACUGACGUGGUGAAAGAGGACCUAAGGACACUCGGCGUGAAUAGGCAGUUCAGGCGAGACAAGAUCGAGAAGGUUGGGAUGAGCUGUGUUCAAGGAAGGUACACCUCGGCGAAGAUCACGUCAGGCGAUGACAUCAGCCCGCCGAUUAGGUCAUAA